Messenger RNA from Haemorhous mexicanus (house finch), 8730 nucleotides. RefSeq names its product clustered mitochondria homolog (gene CLUH). NCBI's taxonomy places the organism in Eukaryota, Metazoa, Chordata, Aves, Passeriformes, Fringillidae. Gene Ontology annotation, biological process: intracellular distribution of mitochondria. Gene Ontology annotation, molecular function: protein binding; mRNA binding. Bases 2223 to 7031 code for a protein of 1602 amino acids. The record is from RefSeq and is a predicted model, not a curated record. Gene Ontology annotation, cellular component: cytoplasm. The transcript has 26 exons.
CUCUUGCAGAGCUGCGGGAGCAGCCGCCUGCUCCUGUCCCCAGAGCCGUGUGUGGCCCGAGUGGCCACAGCUGCACUGCCGGGCAGCUGGAGCUGCUGAGGCCAUCACAGCUGUCAGACCUCCCCUGCAGAACCUGCCCAGAGAACAACAGGUUGGUUCCCUGCUCUUGCUGUCCCAGGAGCUUUCUGAAACUGAGGUAUGCGCAAGAGUAAAACACAGGGACUUGGAGGAUUGUUGGCUGGUACUUGGUUUCUGUCUGAAAUACAAUUCCUUCCUUCGGCUCUCUUGAAAUUUGAGAAGCAUGCUUUUCCUGACACAGUUAAUGUUUUUGUUGGUGCUGGUCUUUGCACUUUGCAUUAGUCCUACUCUUUGUGCCUGAUUUCUGUGAUGUUUGAAUUGCAUGUUAUUGUAGCAGGGUCACCCAGACAGCCAGUUUCAAGGCUAGGUUCAUGAAAAGUUUUGGCCAGAUAGAAAGUUUACAAAUGAGUUUAAAUGUCAAUCUCCCAGAUGUGGAGUGCAGAGUGGGUAGCUCAGGGUGCCCGAUGCAAAGCACAAGGCAUUUCAGCACCUGUAAGUGCCCAAGCCAGCAGCUGUGGGACCCUGUGGAUAUCCUGGGGCUUGGCCCUGCCCAGAGCACUGCAGGCUGCAGCCUCACCAUGCUCUUCUCUCUCUGAGCCAGUCUCAGUGGUGUGAAGCUGCUGAGAAAUAAAUGCAGAGCUUAUACCUCUGCCCACAGACAUCUUAUAACCAAUUUGAGUUUAAUGAUGGCAGUAGAGCAGCUCUAAUGUUUUACUGUGGGCUCUUAUUAAAAGAAGUCCUUGUUGUACCUAACAUGGGAAGCUGUGGUUUCCGCAGGGGAGGCAGAGGGAGGCACCUCCACAUGUCUCCCACUUUCCCUGAUGGGAUGUCCUGCAGAAAUGUUUUCAUUAGGGCCAUCUCUGGAGCUAAUGCCUAUUCAUUUAGUAAAUUUAUUUGGAUUCAUUAAACUAUUUACUUAGCUUCAUUUAUUAUUCAGCUAAAAUUUAAUUUGCAUUUGCUGUACUGACACCAGCCUUCGCAGGUUAGAGCUAACACAUACACUCUUGUGAGCUCUCGUACACGUGUGAGCUUGCUUUGGCUGUAGUCAAAGAAAUGCAGCUCAACUUCAUGACACCUGAGCAGGUACUUCUAGGAGAUUCCUCCUCUUCCCAGAGCUCUCUUCGUAAGGAGGAAGAGUUGAAGCUAUCAGUACAUAUGAAGUCCUUCAAAAAUCACAAAUCACAAGAGAAACACAAUGCUCAUGUGAUCUGAAAGUUGGUGCUGGCUCAUGGCACUGAGGGGUACCCAGGUGUGAGGCUCCAGAGCUCGGAGGCCUGUCCUGUGCCAGCGAUGGAGGGUGAGGAGCCUGCGGCUGUGGCACGGCCUCGCUGGAGGCGAGCAGUGGCCUACUUGGCCACAACCUCCCUGGGCCGCCUGGUGCUUGGAGAAAGCUCCAGCUCCAUAAUCCCUGCUUCAGUUGCCAUGGUUUUCUUUAAGUAGCAUGGAGAGAGGAGAGGUGUUCAGGGAUUGUGUGUGUGGUUUUGUGGUUUGUUGGUGUUUUAUAUGUCAGAGCUGCAUGAGAGGAGAGAAAAUUCGUCUAGAAACUACUGACUGGUUCACUGCCUGAAUGCUUUGUGCUCGCCUGCUUAGUAUGGAUGGCUGUGCUGGGCCCGGGCGUGCCAUAGUAACUGCCCUCGCCUUGUAAUUCAACGCAUCUCACUUGCUCGGGUUUGGCACGGCACUCGUCCCAGGCUGCACUGGUGUGGCACUCGGGAUCGGGCUAUUUAUAACCGCCCGGCCCGGCCGGCAUCCCCCGAGGGCUGGGAAGCCGUGUGAGCCCGGCUGUGCUCGGGACAGGAGAGCGGAGCCGCAGCUGCGGGAGCCGCUCCGCGCCCGCCGAGGCGCCUGGGGACGGGGCCGGAGGCGGGCCAUGCAUGAAGGUUCCCAGGCAGCACUCGGGGGAAACUGCUGCAAGCCCAGCAUCCAGUUCUGAGCACACGGGACGUGGGAUCCUGCGUGGAGUCAGCUGCUGCUCCUGUGUCCUGCCACGCUGGGGCCACACAGGCAUUCUCUUGGGAGAAAGCACCUGACUGCGAGAAGGCAGUGGAGGGCACGGGCUGCGCGUGGGACUGCGCCUAGUGGGGACUUCAGUGUAUGUGUGGAACACAGCUGACUGUUCUGAUCCGGUGCUGCACGACCCAGGCAUGGGAAACAGCCUUUUUGCAAACUGCUGCAGGCAAGUCACCGAUCUCCUCUUCCAGCCACGCAGCUCUGACUCAGCCGACGAGAGGUCACCCCUCUUGCCAAAGUCUCCCGCAAGCUGCACUGUCGUCCCGGAGAUGCCAGAAGCUGCCCAAUGUGCUGGGCUGUAUCCAGACAUCAUCCCCAGUGAGACAGUGACUGGAAGCCUGCAGAAGAGCACUGAAUAUGUCCAAGACCUCUCUGAGACCAAGGACAAAGAAGAAAUGAUGACAGUUUGUGAUAAGAGUGGUUUGAGACCUGGUGUUGGCACAGUUGGCCUGCUCCAGCGGACAGAGGCAUCCCAUGCAGUGACUGUCCUUCCAGCCGACCUUGGGGACAGGCCGCCAGGGCUGGUUGAUCAUGCUCAGUCACUUGAGGCCUGCCAGAGCUGUGUGAAACUUGAGGACAGCAGCUUAGCCCACAGAUCCUGCCGCCGGGAGGAGCACGUGGCAGCAGCUGACGGCGGAGCGGGCCCUGGAGCGCAAUCCGCUGGCCAUGGCCACGGCAAGGGGCGAGCGGCCGUGCGCCUGCACGCAGCCUUGGUGGCUCCCGACAGCGUGCUCAAGUGCAGAGCUCCUGCUCCCUCCCCUGGGAGCCCUGGGACACCCUCCUCUGCUCUGCCAUCAAGUGCAGGGAAAACCCUGCCAGCUCAAAGUGCACUUGUGCUGCCUGUUCUCCCUGGUGAGGUGUCACCUAAGGCUCAGAACACAAGUGCUGGUUUUGUGACAGAGCCUACUGCCUGCCCCAGCAGAAGGUCGAGCUGCGAUGCUGAUUUCCAGGCCCAGGUUCUGCCCUCAAAGCAGCAGCAGCAGAAGAAGAAGAGGAAGAAAAAGAAGCUUCCUCUCCCAGAGCACCCGUCCGGCGUGGCACUGAUGAAUGGCAGCGGCCCGCAUGACAGCCUCAAGGGUGAGAAGGAUGCCAAGCAGAAUGGCCACGAGGAGGCUGACCCGGGAGAAGAUGGGAACGACCAGGAGGUCAUCGUCAUACAGGACACGGGAUUUACUGUCAAGAUCUGUGCACCAGGGAUAGAGCCCUUUUCCCUGCAGGUUUCUCCUCAAGAGAUGGUGCAAGAAAUCCAUCAGGUUUUGAUGGACCGGGAGGAUACCUGCCAUAGGACCUGCUUCUCCCUGCAGCUGGAUGGCAACGUCCUGGAUAACUUUGCUGAGCUGAAGACAAUUGAAGGACUGCAGGAGGGUUCACUGCUGAAAGUGGUGGAAGAGCCAUACACAGUGCGAGAAGCCAGGAUACACGUGCGCCACAUUCGGGACCUUCUCAAGAGUCUUGACCCAUCAGAUGCUUUCAAUGGCGUGGACUGUAACUCAUUGUCCUUCCUGAGUGUCUUCACUGAAGGAGACCUGGGAGACAGUGGAAAACGGAAGAAGAAAGGUACCGAAAUGGAACAAAUUGACUGCACCCCUCCUGAACAUAUCCUGCCAGGUAGCAAAGAGAGGCCCCUGUGUGCCCUUCAGCCCCAGAACAGAGACUGGAAGCCUUUGCAGUGCCUAAAGGUAUUGACGAUGAGUGGCUGGAACCCUCCGCCCGGUAACCGCAAGAUGCACGGGGACCUCAUGUACCUGUACGUCAUCACCGUGGAGGAUCGGCACGUCAGCAUCACUGCCUCCACUCGGGGAUUCUACUUGAAUCAGUCUACUGCAUACAACUUCAAUCCCAAACCUGCAAACCCUAGUUUUCUCAGUCAUUCCUUGGUGGAACUACUUAACCAGAUCAGCCCUACCUUCAAAAAAAAUUUCUCUGCUCUGCAGAAAAAACGGGUUCAGAGACACCCCUUUGAGAGGAUAGCCACUCCUUUCCAAGUGUACAGCUGGACGGCCCCGCAAGCAGAGCAUGCCAUGGACUGUGUCCGGGCAGAGGAUGCCUACACCUCCAGGCUGGGCUACGAGGAGCACAUACCUGGACAGACCAGAGACUGGAAUGAGGAGCUGCAGACCACACGGGAGCUUCCACGCAAGAACCUGCCUGAGAGGCUGCUGAGAGAACGAGCCAUUUUCAAGGUUCACAGUGACUUCACUGCAGCAGCAACACGAGGUGCUAUGGCUGUCAUUGAUGGCAAUGUCAUGGCCAUCAACCCCAGCGAGGAGACCAAGAUGCAGAUGUUCAUCUGGAACAACAUUUUCUUCAGCCUGGGCUUUGACGUCCGUGACCACUACAAGGACUUUGGUGGAGACGUUGCUGCUUACGUGGCUCCUACCAAUGAUCUCAAUGGUGUGCGGACCUACAAUGCUGUGGAUGUGGAAGGGCUGUACACGCUGGGGACUGUCGUGGUGGAUUACAGAGGUUACAGGGUGACAGCUCAGUCUAUUAUCCCUGGCAUCUUGGAGCGGGAGCAGGAACAGAGUGUCAUCUAUGGGUCAAUAGACUUUGGCAAGACAGUUGUGUCACACCCCAAGUACCUGGAGCUGCUGGAGAAGACCAGCAGGCCGCUGAAGAUCCAGAAGCACAAAGUUCUCAACGACAAGAAUGAGGAGGUGGAGCUGUGCUCCUCAGUAGAGUGCAAAGGCAUUAUUGGCAACGAUGGGCGUCACUACAUCCUGGACCUGCUACGCACUUUCCCUCCAGAUCUAAACUUCCUGCCUGUUGAAGGGGAGGAGAUGCCAGAGGAAUGUAAGAAAAUGGGGUUCCCCAAGCAGCACAGACACAAGCUUUGCUGUCUCCGCCAAGAGCUUGUUGAUGCCUUUGUAGAACACAGGUAUCUCUUAUUCAUGAAGCUGGCUGCACUGCAGCUGAUGCAGCAGAAAGCCAACAAGCAGGAGAGCUCAGCUGCGCUGGAAAAUGGUGCCUCUGCAGAGAAUGGCUCUGCAGACAGCGAGAGGCCUGAGUCAGAGGAUGGGAAAAUAGACGACAGCGUGACUGGGCUUGAUCAGGUGAAGGAGCUCGCGGAGACCAUCGCGUCUGACGAUGGAACAGUGGAUCCCAAAAGCAGAGAAGUGAUUCGGAAUGCUUGCAAGGCUGUAGGCUCCAUCAGUGACACAUCAUUUGAUAUUCGGUUUAACCCAGAUAUUUUCUCACCAGGUGUUCGCUUCCCGGAGUCGAGCAAAGAGGAGGUGCAGGAUCAGAAGCAGCUGCUGAAGGAUGCUGCUGCAUUCCUGCUGUCCUGCCAGAUCCCAGGCUUGGUGAAGGACUGCCUGGAUCACACAGUGCUCCCGAUGGAUGGGGCAACCUUGGCUGAGGCCAUGCACCAGAGGGGCAUCAACAUGCGUUACCUGGGCAAAGUGAUCAACUUCAUCACCAAGACUCCUGGCCAUGCACAGCUGGAUCACAUCUUUAAAAUUGGAAUCAGUGAAUUGAUCACUCGAUCAGCCAAACACAUCUUCAAGACGUACCUCCAGGGUGUGGAGCUGUCAGGUUUAUCUGCUGCCAUCAGCCACUUCCUCAACUGUUUUCUGAGCUCCUUCCCAAAUCCCAUUGCCCAUCUUCCAGCUGAUGAGCUGGUCUCCAAGAAGAAGAAUAAGAAAAGGAAAAACAGGAACCUUGGCAAUGCUGAUAACACUGCGUGGGCAAGCAUGACCCCUCAGGAGCUAUGGAAGAAUAUUUGUUCAGAAGCAAAGAACUAUUUUGAUUUCAGUCUUGAAUGUGAGAAUGCUGACCAAGCAGCUGAAGUGUAUAAUCUACAGAAAAUCACCCUGCUCCGUGAAAUCUCCCUCAAAACUGGAGUCCAGAUCCUGCUGAAGGAGUACAACUUCGACAACAGGCACAAGCCCACUUUCACAGAAGAGGAUAUUCUUAACAUCUUCCCUGUAGUGAAGCAUGUAAACCCCAAAGCCUCCGAUGCUUUCCACUUCUUCCAGAGCGGGCAAGCAAAAGUUCAGCAAGGUUUCUUGAAGGAGGGCUGUGAGCUCAUCAAUGAAGCCUUAAACCUGUUCAACAAUGUGUAUGGUGCUAUGCAUGUAGAAAUCUGUGCCUGCCUGAGGCUGCUAGCUCGGCUCAACUAUAUCAUGGGAGAUUACUCAGAGGCCUUAAGCAAUCAGCAGAAAGCGGUGCUAAUGAGUGAGAGGGUCCUGGGCAUUGAACACCCCAACACCAUCCAAGAAUAUAUGCACCUGGCUCUGUACUGCUUUGCAAACAGCCAACUCUCGACAGCACUGAACCUGCUGUACCGUGCACGCUACCUCAUGCUGUUGGUAUUUGGGGAGGAUCACCCAGAAAUGGCACUCUUAGAUAACAACAUUGGCCUGGUGCUCCAUGGGGUCAUGGAGUAUGACCUGUCCCUGCGGUUCCUGGAGAACGCCUUGGCCAUCAGCUCCAAGUAUCACGGCUCCAAGUCUUUGAAGGUUGCACUGAGCCACCACUUGGUUGCCCGAGUGUACGAGAGCAAAGCAGAGUUCCGGUCGGCUCUGCAGCACGAGAAGGAAGGCUACACCAUCUACAAGAACCAGCUCGGUGAACACCAUGAAAAGACCAAAGAGAGCUCCGAGUACUUGAAAUACCUGACGCAGCAAGCGGUCGCUCUGCAGCGCACAAUGAACGAGAUCUACAAGAACGGCUCCAAUGCCAACAUCAUGCCCCUGAAGUUCACAGCUCCCAGUAUGGCCAGUGUCCUGGAGCAGCUGAACAUUAUCAAUGGAAUUCUCUUCAUUCCACUAAGCCAAAAAGACUUGGAGAACCUUAAAGCUGAGGUACAGCGACGUCAGCAGCUCCAGGAAAGCAUGAAAAGUGGGGAACAGCUGGAAGCAGAGGAGAAAGCUGUGGAGGAGAAGGAGGCUGAGCCGAGCAUGCCUUCUGCUGCCAUCCCCUUAACACAGAGCUCUGCUUAACGUGUACCUCGCUUUAAAAAAAAAAGUUUAAACCACCCUUUUCUGAAUCUGGCCCAGGGCCUUAGCUGCCCUCGGAGCAGCUCCUCCUUUUUGACAAUGUUAUUGCACUGGUACAAUUAAUACACAAUGCAAAGAACUAAUCUGAGCAAUGUAAUCUGUCUGCCCAAGCUUGUGUCUGCCACGCGAGGGGAAGUGGCCGGAGGCAGCACAGACCCGUCCUGGCGCGCGGGGCCCUCCUGCCGUGUGUGUGUCCGUGUCGUGUGUGUGCGCAGCAGUUACUUCUACUUUGUACAUAUGAAUUCCAAAUGAACUGUCUGGAGGAAUGUAACAUUUCUCAGGUCAUUUUUAUGUUGACUAAGGACACUGCUUUGCUAAACCAGUAAAGAACCAGCCCCAUCACUGCUCCACGUUCUUGUAAAACGUGGAUUCCAAGCCAAAAGAUUGAUUUCCCCCAGUCACUAUUCAAGCUUGGGCUGAGAACAGCCGUAUUUGUGUCACUGAGAUGACUGAAGCCUGUGACAUGUGGAAGUGGGGGAUGUACAGCAUUUUCUACAUCAGGAUAUAGCCAUGGGAUCCCUUUAACCAUUUUUUUCUAUGUUUGGUUGGCAGUUUGGCAAUUCAGUGGGGUUUUGUAACAUUCACAUUCUAAUUUUCAAGGUAAAGAUAUAGAUAGAUAUAUAUAUAUAGAUAUAUAUAUAUUAUAUUCACCGUUCCACCUCUGCCUCUGCUUGCAGCUGAGUAACUUGGGAUACUGUAUCCAAAGAGUGAGGGCUUGAUCUUUAAAAAAGCGCACAAACUUCAUUGCAGUGGAAACCCCAGUGCCUCGGUGAGGUGGGAAUGCAGCAAAUGAGGGCUGAGCUAAGGGGAGUGAGGAGGGAAUCACAGCCCUAUUUAAGGGCAGGAGAGAGGGGAGGAAAAUUCAGAAACAGACCUGGUAUCAUUUGCAACAGCAGCUGUUGACACAGAGCUGAGUGCCCUGAACCUGACAGAAUCAUAACCAGAAAGUACCAAGUUUUGGGUAAGGGGUUUAAAUAAAACUGAAGUUCCCCCAGCACUGAAACCUCUGGCAAAUACCUUUGCCUCUGGCAUUUUUGCACACUGGUUUUGGGACUGGCGCUGGGAGCUGCCAUUGCUGGCAAUGGACGGUACUGAAGGGCAAGUGCCACUAAAGAAAUCCUCCUGUCCCCUCCCCUCCCACACACGUCCUGUGGGGUUGUCACUGCCCUCAAGCAGGUAAGAUGUGGCUGCUGCAGGCCCUGGGAUGCCGACAGAGUUGAAUGUCCCGUUUUCCAAGCAGAUCAAGCUGUGGAAGAAGGGCGGGCUGGCCGCAGCCCCGCGCUGCCAGCGCCCAGCCUGUCCCUGCCUCGCGUUGUCUGUCCUGGAUCGUGCCCCGUGCUAAUGCGUGCUGCUGCUCUUACUGACCCGUGGAGCCAAGUGCUGUCCCUGUGCUCUGUACCCUCGGUUUCCUGUCUGACCCUACAGCUAUCUGUAACUUGGGGCUGGGCGGGGGGGAAGGAGGGAGCAGCCUCUGAGGUGCUGGAGGCAACAAAGCAGAGUCUUCACUGCAAAUGAAUUUGCUCCUAUUAGAAAAAUUCUGAAUUUCCUGGAAAGCAAUCAAUAAAUAACUACAGUGCAUCUUUCCUACAAGAUUUUUCUUUUACUAGUGUCUUACAGUCCAUUAAAAGCUUUUUAAACUCUU